AGGUCCUAACCUAGUAACCCUACACUGUCACAAAAUUCACAAUCGAUCGAGGGAUCCCAGGCGACGGAGCUCCGGCGAGCUCCGGCGGGCGUCGGCGUCGGCGUCGGCGGCAGUUAGGGCGAGGCUAUCUAGGGCAUCAGAGAUCCGGGAUGGCGGUCCAGGUCCAGGAGUCGAAGCGGGUGGGGAGGCAGCUGCCCCCUCACCGGCCACCGCGAUCCGUCUCCCUCGCCGCUUCCAUUUCCUUCUCCUCCGCCCGCAAGCCUCCCGAGCCGCUCCGCCGCGCCGUCGCCGACUGCCUCUCUCCUCCCGCUCCCCACACCCACACCCAUGCCCCGCCACCCGCCGCUUCCUCUGCCCCCGCCGAGGCCUCCAGAACCCUCCGGGAUUAUAUCGCCAACCCAUCAACCAUCGAUAUGGCUUACAAUGUCCUCAUCGACCAUGCUCUUGCUGAAAGAGAUCGUAGCCCCGCAGUUGUCCCUAAAUGUGUCUCCUUGUUAAAGACUUAUCUUAUCAGGUACACCCCAAGGGUGCAAACUCUACGCCAAAUCGAUCUCUUUUGCGCAAAUACCAUAGCAAAAUGCGAACCAUUGGGAACUCAGAGAUCAUCAUCAGCUUCGCCACAUUCCUCUGUUGCUGCUCCACCAAUAACCAACUUUGCUUCACCAUCUCUUGUCAAGUCUUUGAACUACGUCCGCUCAUUAGUUGCCAGGCAUAUCCCAAAGUUGUCCUUCCAACCCAUUGGCCACUCUGUUGCACCAACCUCUACAAAACAAUCCCUCCCCUCACUUUCUUCCUUUUUCAACAAGUCCUUAGUUUCUCAGUUGACUCCAGAAGCUAUUACCAACAUGGAUCUUGUUGAAUCAAAGGAAUCACAUGCCCCUUCAGAUUUAAUAUCAUCAGCAACUGAAAAAGCUGAUGGGGGAGAGCCUGCCGAUGAUACCAAAUAUAUAUCCUUUGACAUUUUAAACUGGCGAUGGCAUGUAUAUGGUGAAAGACAAGCAUCGGCUUCUACCAAAGAAAGCAGCAAUGAUUUUGCGGACCUUCAAGAUUUUCAUACACAGGGUUUUCUUGAAGUUGGUGCUGCAGCUCUUCUAGUUGGAGAUAUGGAGGCGAAGAUUAAUGAUCAACAAUGGAAAUAUUCUUUUAUCCAGGACUUUCCUGAUAUUGAUCUGUUGCAACCUUCAACUUCUACAGCAAGUACUUUUGCAUCAUCACAGAGUCACUUGAAAGCAAUAACUGCCUCAAAACGCAUGAAAUCAGGCCCUAAUCAAGUUUGGAUGAACAUACCUGCAAAUACUUUCCAGCCUCGAGCACGUCCCCUUUUUCAGUAUAGGCACUACAGUGAGCAGCAACCUUUAAAAUUGAACCCUGCCGAAAUUUCCGAAGUCAUAGCUGAAGUUUGCUCAGAAACAACUUCAAACUCAAAUCAGUUCAGUGCUCCAUCAAGAUUGACCACCCAGAGUCGCCAACCUUCAGCAGAUGUGGCAUUCAGUGUCCUUAUCAAACUUGUUAUCGACAUGUAUAUGAUGGACUCGGAGGCCGCUGCCCCUCUAACACUAUAUAUGCUUGAGGGUAUGUUGAGCUCUCAAAAAUCUCCUGCCAGGACAAAGGCAUUUGAUCUGAUACUAAACCUUGGGAUUCAUGCACACCUGCUGGAGCCUAUGAUAGUUGAGAAUGCACCACUUAUUGAGAAAAGUGAAACUGUGAAUCAUUCUUAUAUGAACAACGAAUAUGGAUCAAGUAUGGAUGAACAGAGGGCUACAGAAUCUGAACAAGAGCAGAGGGUUAGUCCUGCUAUUGAUCAGUUUGAGUCGUGGCUUCUGAAAAUAAUGUUUGAGGUUCUUCUUCUCCUUGUUCAGAUGGAGGAGCGGCAAGAGAUUGUAUGGGCAUCAGCUUUGAGCUGUCUAUUUUAUUUUGUAUGUGAUGGAGGAAAAAUCAUUAGGAGUAGACUUGGAGGUCUGGACAUAAGGGUAAUCAAGACUCUUCUUGAGAUAAGUGUGGAGCAUUCGUGGGCAAAAGUAGUGCACAGCAAACUUAUUUGCAUGCUGACAAAUAUGUUGUAUCAAGUAUCUGAUGGAGCUCCAAACGGUGCCAUUGAUACACAUUUUCUUCCUGACCAGAUAGAUCGCGUUGGUGGAGUUGACUAUAUCUGUCUCGAGUAUUCACGAGCCAACUCAAGGGAGGAGAAGCGGGAUUUGUUCUUUGUUCUAUUUGACUAUGUAUUGCAUCAAAUAAAUGAAACAUUCUUGGCUGGCGGCCUUUCGACCUACACUUAUGAUGAUGCUCAGCCCCUUGCUUCCCUUCUUGCAUGUGCUGAUGCUCCAGAGGCCUUCUAUAUUUCUGUGAAGCACGGUGUUGAAGGCGUUGGAGACAUGCUGAGAAAAGCUAUAUCAUCAGCUUUGUCACAGUCAACAGAAUAUGAGCAGUUGAAUGUGCUUCUGGACAAGGUUAUCAGGAAACUUGAUGGAACAGUCAGCACAUUUUCUAGGAUUGACACUGAGUUUGCUUAUAUGAUCCAAGUAACAAAAUCUUACAAGUGUUUCAGCAGCAUUAGAGAUGGACAUGAAGAUGCUGAUGUUGCACUUAGAGCAAGGCUUUGCUGGGCUACUUUGCACUCACUUCUUAACUCGCAGAUUUCAUCAUAUAGGCAUCAUGGAUAUAUUUGGUUAGUUGAAUUGCUCCUUUCAGAAAUCAGUGAGGAAACAGAUGGUUCUAUAUGGUCUAAAAUCCAAAAGCUCCAAGACGAAAUUGAAGUUGCCGGAAGCCAAGAUUUGUCAUCCUCAGAAGUUUCAUUGCCUGUUUGUCUGCUAUGUGGGCUUCUGAAGUCAAAACAUAACUUCAUUAGAUGGGGAUUUCUAUAUGUUCUGGACAAAUUUUUGAUGCGUUGCAAAUUAUUAUUAGAUGACAAUGACAUGCAAGAGCACACAGUUGCUGAUCAUAGCAAACAUCGCCUGGACAAAGCUUUUGCGGUUAUAGAUAUUAUGAACAGUGCUUUGUUGCUUGUGGUCCAAAAUAAUGAGACAGACCAUAUUAACAUCUUAAAGAUGUGUGAUAUGUUGUUUUCUCAAUUAUGUCUGAGACUGCCAUCUUCAAAUGUGAUGCAUAUGGGUGGGCUUCAAUCCCUUGGUCAACUUUUUGGUUGUACAACUAAGAACAUCGAGAGCCAUCUGGAAACUCUUGCGUCGCAUCAAAAUGUUGGAAACAAGAACUUUUGCAGGAGUGAGACAUUGCAAGACAUAAGCGUAAAUCAAACUGCUCAAACCACUUUACUCUCCGAGACAUCAAUGGCAGCACUACUUCUGAGAGGCCUUGCGAUAGCUCCUAUGCAGCUUGUAGCACGCGUACCAACUUCAUUGUUUUUCUGGCCAUUGAUGCAACUUGAAGGGGCAGCUAGCGAUGAUAUUGCAUUGGGUAUUGCUGUUGGUAGCACAGGUAGAGGCAAUCUCCCUGGUGCUACGUCAGAUAUUCGAGCAGCGCUUCUUUUACUCUUGAUUGGUAAAUGCACAGCUGACCAGGAAGCUCUUAAGGAAGUAGAAGGCAAUGAAUUCUUCAGGGGUCUUCUAGAUGAUACAGACUCAAGGGUAGCAUAUUAUUCUGCUGCUUUUCUCUUGAAGAGAAUGAUGACAGAAGAGCCAGAUACCUACCAACGGAUGCUUCAAAGUCUCAUCUCAAAAGCUCAACAGUGUAACAAUGAAAAACUGCUGGAGAACCCAUACCUUCAAAUGCGUGGGAUACUGCAGUUGUCAAACGAUCUAGGAGUUCAAUAAUCACUCGAAUGUGCUAUUUCUGUGGAUAGAAGCAUGGGCUAGAAUUGGUACUUUCAACUAUGCUCAUUGCAGUAUAAUAAUCUGUGGCUGUGUUCCUCUGCUCCAAACUAUGAAAAGAUAUUAGUGCAAGUGCAUGGUGUAAAUUCCUUCGUCCGGAUGCAUGCACAUGCCUCUGAAGUUCUUAAUUGUUUAUUAUAGGAUCUGAAUCACCUGUCACCUGCAAGCUGAUUACAGGAUCUAAGCGUUGUGGCUACCUCAAUGAAGUAUGACUAAGUUUGGGCGAGGUGCGCAUAAAUGCGACUCUGCAAUUUUGUAGCCAACCAUUAAGAUUGAGCCAGCGCAAGUUUUUGAGAGGGAUGCUGGGAUCAAUAAUAGUAUGUGUGUUUAUUUGCAGCGUUGUUCCAACGAAAGUAACAAGGGUGUACAUGUUUGCAUGCUAGUGUUAUUUGCUACCUGGAAGAAACCAAACCUUGCAGAUAUCAGUGAACUUCCAGACAACUUAUUAUUGUUUUCUUCUUUUUUUUUGGAAAAAUUAACUUGUGAUUCUUAGAUUCGUAUUGAGAGUUAACAUUGUAAAUGCGUAGGGUGAAACAGAAAAAUUUUGCUUAUGGUAAUUGAAUAGUACAUCUCCUGUACAAUAUGGAGUGUAAAAUUUACUGCUACCAUUUUGUUAGUUGCUAGUAUUAUGCACACGUGUCGCACUUUUUGAGA
This is a messenger RNA of Oryza sativa Japonica Group (Japanese rice), 4478 nucleotides long. RefSeq lists its product as uncharacterized. The record is from RefSeq and is a predicted model, not a curated record. Lineage: Eukaryota; Viridiplantae; Streptophyta; Magnoliopsida; Poales; Poaceae.